Nicotiana tabacum (common tobacco) is the source of this 762-nucleotide messenger RNA. The record is from RefSeq and is a predicted model, not a curated record. NCBI's taxonomy places the organism in Eukaryota, Viridiplantae, Streptophyta, Magnoliopsida, Solanales, Solanaceae.
GUAAAGAAUCUAGGAGAACUUCGAUAUUUCCUUGGCAUAGAAGUUCUGAGAUUAAAGGAAGGGAUACUCCUCACUCAAAGAAAGUAUGCUCUACAAUUGAUCUCAGAAGUUGGACUUGCAGCAGCCAAGCUAAUCUCCACUCCUAUUGAAUUGAAUCAGAAAUUGAGUACCAUCGACUAUGAUAAGCAUGUAGGAGUCAAGGGAGACGAGGAACUGGAAGAUAUUGGAAGCUACCAAAGACUCAUUGGGAAGUUACUCUACCUAACUAUUACUAGACCAGAUCUUAGCUUUGCAAUUCAAGUACUCAGCCAGUUUAUGCAACAUCCCAAACAAUCUCAUUGGGAUGCAGCAUUGCGUGUGGUCAGUUAUGUGAAAUCAGCCCCAGGCUUUGGAGUUUUUCUAAGCACUGGUCCUAUCAACAGUCUAUCUCCUUAUUGUGAUUCUAACUGGGCCUCAUGUGCAAACACUAGGAGAUCAGUCACAGGGUACAUCUUUAAAUUGGGCGAUUCUUUGCUUUCCUGGAAGUCCAAGAAGCAACAAACUGUGAGUCGAAGUUCAGUAGAAGCUGAAUACAGGAGUCGAGCAGCAACAGCUGCAGAAAUUACAUGGUUUUUAGGACUGCUGAAAGAGCUUCAAGUCCAUGUCCAUCAAUCAGUUCCUAAGGCUACUUUGCAGAUCGCAAUCAACCCCAUCUUUCAUGAAAGAACUAAGAAUAUUGAGAUAGAUUGUCAUUUUGUUCGAGAUAAAAUCAAGACUGGAUAA